Messenger RNA from Hypanus sabinus (Atlantic stingray), 7631 nucleotides. Its product is annotated as collagen alpha-1(V) chain-like. The transcript has 67 exons. The record is from RefSeq and is a predicted model, not a curated record. Gene Ontology annotation, molecular function: extracellular matrix structural constituent. Bases 382 to 5793 code for a protein of 1803 amino acids. NCBI's taxonomy places the organism in Eukaryota, Metazoa, Chordata, Chondrichthyes, Myliobatiformes, Dasyatidae.
GGAGCCGGAGCAGAAACGGGGCAUGGUUUCAUCCAGCGCACAUCAGAACCAGCAGAGCGAAGACCAGGCACCAGGCAGCGGCAUCUAAGGAUCCAGAGGGGCUCGCUCUCUCUCCUCCCUGUACCCCCGUCCAAAAACACCUCAACACCAGUUCGCCGCCCAGCCAGCGCUCUGCAUGGACCUCUAGGCUUGGCCGCAGGACGGGCUCUCCUCACACUUUGAUCCUCACUGCAAGGCUUCGCUCCCACCCCCUACCCUCACCUCACCCCCUCCCUCCCCGCCCCCUUGCCCACCACCAACACCCACCCCUCCUCCUCUCGACUUGCUGCUUCGAACAGUAAAAAGUGACCCGUUCUCGCUGGUCGUGGGAGCCGGGCAGCCAUGGAUUUUCGAAGCUCCCCUUCUCGAAGGAAAAGAAAAAGCUGGAUGUGGGACACAAGUUUAUCUGUUUUAACUUUGACAUUAGUCCUGUGGCAAUCGACGGGGAUCGGGGCAGCCGACCCCAUAGAUGUUUUAAAAGUGUUGCAGUUUAACAAGCUACCUGAAGGAGUAAAGAAAACCACAGGCUUCUGUACCAAAAGACGAUCUGCAUCCAGUCCAGAUGUGGCGUACCGGAUAUCCAAAAAGGCUCAGAUCAGUGCACCCACAAAACAACUGCUCUCAGGCUCUCGGUUCCCCGAGGACUUCUCCAUCAUGGCGCUGGUGAAAGCGAAGGCGGGCUCGCAGGCCUUCCUGCUGUCCAUCUACAGUGAGCAUGGCCUACAGCAGGUGGGCGUGGAGCUCGGCCGCUCCCCUGUCUUCCUGUACGAGGACCAGAACGGCAAGCCGGCCCCCGAGGAUUACCCCAUCUUCGCGGGCAUCAACCUGUCCGACGGCAAGUGGCACCGGCUGGCCAUCAGUGUACAGAAGAAGAAGGUCACCAUGAUCGUUGACUGUAAGAAGACCGUGGUCAAGUCUCUACCCCGCAGCAACAAGCCCAUCAUUGAUACCAAAGGCAUUGUGGUGUUUGGAACCAGGAUCCUAGAUGAGGAGGUGUUUGAGGGUGACAUCCAGCAGCUGUUGAUCUCCUCAGAUCCCCAGGCUGCCUUCGACUAUUGCCAGCACUACAGCCCGGACUGUGACACUCCCAUCCCCGACUACCCCCAGAGUCAGGACCCCGGCUUGAAGGAGUAUUACUAUGAUGAAGAUUACGAGUACUAUGAAUAUUACGAGGAGUUUCAGACCCAGGCUCCACAGGCUGUGGGGCUGAGCGAGACGGCUGUUCCGGGGCAGGACCUGACUGACCCAGCUCUCUACGAAGAGGAGGUUGUGUAUGAGACUUACACGGAGGGGCAGGAGGCUACUGAGUCUACUGUGGCCACCGUCACAAGUGAGGUUCCUCAGGUCAUCGAGACUGAGGUGACGCAGCAAGAGGAGGAAGAGGUCUCCGUUCACCCAACCGUAGGAGAUCUGGAGAUGUCCAAGGAGUAUUUUACAGGAGAAGAUGUAAACCCAGGUGACCCUGGUUAUGACUAUGACUACAUUUACCAGGAAUAUUAUGAGGAGCCCACACCGGAGAUUGGCCCAGGACUUCCCGUGGAGACAGAGGUCCACAUGGAAGGAGUGGCCCUGGCUGGUCUGAAGGGAGAGAAGGGGGAGCCGGCAGUGAUCGAGCCUGGGAUGCUGGUUGAAGGUCCUCCUGGUCCAGAAGGCCCACCGGGUCCGCCUGGUCCUCAAGGCCCACCGGGACCCCCUGGACCUACUGGAGAUCCUGGAGAGAGGGGCAGGAAAGGACGUCCUGGUCUUCCUGGGGCUGACGGGCUGCCCGGACCCCCCGGGACAGCACUCAUGCUGCCGUUCAGGUUCGGUGCGAGUGGGGGGUCCAAGGGUCCGGUGGUCUCUGCACAAGAGGCUCAGGCACAAGCUAUCCUUCAACAAGCCCGGUUGGCUUUACGUGGGCCAUCAGGACCGAUGGGCUUCACAGGAAGACCUGGACCCAUGGGGAGUCCUGGAGCAAUGGGCGUGAAGGGAGAGCAAGGGGAUUUUGGUCCUCAGGGUCCUCGAGGUGCCCAAGGACCACCGGGUCCCCCAGGGAGGGCAGGCCGGAGGGGUCGAGCUGGAGCUGAUGGAGCGAGGGGGAUGCCCGGUGAGAUUGGGAUCAAGGGCGACCGAGGCUUCGAUGGGCUCCCGGGUCUGCCAGGAGAGAAGGGGAACCGGGGAGAGCCAGGUUCACAAGGACCAAUUGGGCUUCCUGGGGAGGAUGGAGAGAGGGGUGAUGAUGGAGAAGUUGGACCCAGAGGGUUGCCAGGGGAACCGGGAGCAAGAGGACUCCUCGGACCUAAAGGACCUUCUGGGCUACAGGGACCUCCUGGUGUUCGUGGAAUGGAUGGCCCACAUGGUCCCAAAGGAAAUAUAGGGCCACAGGGAGAACCAGGACCACCUGGUCAACAGGGCAUUCAUGGAGCACAGGGUAUACCUGGUCCUCAGGGAGCCAUGGGACCUCCAGGUCAGAAGGGUCCAACUGGGAAGCCUGGUCUGCCCGGAAUCCCUGGUGCUGAUGGUCCUCCAGGUCAUCCAGGUAAAGAAGGUCCAUCGGGUUCCAAAGGCAACCAGGGUCAGCCAGGUCCUCAAGGUCCAAUUGGUUAUCCUGGCCCUCGUGGUGUGAAGGGAUCAGAAGGAAUCCGAGGGCUGCUGGGACACAAAGGAGAAAAGGGUGAAGAUGGCUUCCCAGGCUUCAAGGGAGACAUGGGCCUCAAGGGUGAACGAGGCGAGAUUGGGCCAAGUGGUCCUCGAGGGGAGGAUGGACCAGAAGGGCCCAAAGGUCGAGUGGGACCUGCAGGUGACCCCGGUCCAUUAGGUCCGACAGGUGAGAAGGGUAAGCUAGGAGUACCUGGUCUUCCCGGAUACCCAGGGCGUCAGGGUCCCAAGGGCUCCCUUGGUUUCCCUGGAUUCCCAGGUACCAAUGGCGAGAAAGGUGCUCGGGGUUUGCCAGGCAAGAUGGGUCAAAGAGGACAACGUGGACCCACGGGACCACGUGGUCAACGAGGGCCAAGAGGAGCAACUGGCAAGCCAGGUGCUAAGGGAACCUCAGGGACUGAUGGACCUCCAGGUCCUUCAGGAGAAAGGGGACUUCCUGGACCUCAAGGACCCACUGGAUUCCCAGGACCAAAAGGACCUCCUGGACCUCCAGGAAAGGACGGAGUGCCUGGACACCCUGGGCAGAGAGGAGAAGUGGGUUUCCAAGGCAAGACUGGCCCACCUGGACCUCCUGGUGUGGUUGGACCUCAGGGCUCCAGUGGUGAAUCAGGACAAAUGGGUGAGAGGGGACAUCCAGGUCCUCCUGGGCCCCCUGGGGAACAAGGACUAUCUGGACCAUCUGGGAAAGAAGGCACGAAGGGUGACCCUGGCCCUCCUGGUGGCCCAGGCAAAAUCGGACCUCCUGGUCUGAGGGGCUUCCCUGGUGAGAUUGGAUUGCCUGGAACUCCGGGCGGAGGUGGACUGAAGGGCAGUCAGGGGCCACCAGGACCACCCGGUCCAGCUGGCUCACCAGGUGUUCGAGGGAAGCCAGGACCAGGUGGUCCCAUUGGUCUUCCAGGACGUCCAGGUCCUCAGGGACCACCCGGGCCUGCCGGAGAGAAAGGAGUGCCGGGUGAGAAAGGACCAAUUGGACCAGCUGGUCGAGAUGGCAUCCAGGGCCCUGUAGGUCUCCCAGGACCUGCAGGGACUCCAGGAGGUCCCGGUGAAGAUGGUGACAAGGGUGAAGUUGGUGAACAUGGACAUAAGGGAAGGAAGGGCGAUAAAGGUGAACAUGGUCCACCAGGUCCCCCUGGUCCAAUUGGUCCUGUUGGGCAGCCAGGUCCUGCCGGCGCAGAUGGUGAGCCUGGACCACGAGGUCAGCAAGGUCACUUUGGACAGAAGGGCGAUGAAGGGCCACGAGGUUUCCCGGGUUCACCAGGUCCAAUUGGUCUGCAGGGAAUGCCCGGGCCUUCAGGGGAGAAGGGUGAAACUGGUGACGUUGGUCCCAUGGGUCCGCCAGGCCCCCCAGGUCCAAGAGGUCCAGCUGGUCCAUCUGGAGCAGAUGGUCCCCAAGGUCCUCCUGGUGGUAUCGGAAACCCAGGGGCUCUCGGUGAGAAGGGUGAAUCUGGAGAAUCUGGUGCUCCAGGAAUCCAGGGUGUUCCCGGCCGCAAGGGUCCUAAAGGUGAAAGAGGAGAACAAGGAGAGACUGGACAGCCGGGCGCUGCUGGGCCACCAGGUACCAGAGGACCCACUGGUGAUGAUGGGCCCAAAGGCAAUCCUGGCCCCGUUGGUUUCCCUGGAGAUCCUGGUCCUCCUGGUGAAGUUGGCCCACGCGGUCAUGAUGGUGCUAAAGGUGAAAGGGGAGAAACUGGCGAGCAAGGGGAACCAGGGUCUCCAGGUCCAACCGGAGAAGUGGGUCCACCAGGUCCUCCUGGGAAGAGGGGUCCAGCCGGAGCUCGUGGUCCCGAGGGUCGAGAGGGAGAGAAAGGCAAAAAGGGUGAACCUGGUGCAGUAGGACCUCAUGGGAAGACCGGACCUGUUGGCCCGCAGGGUGCAGCAGGAAAGCAAGGUCCUGAGGGUCUCCGUGGUAUUCCUGGUGCUCAGGGUGAACAAGGAACCCCUGGAGUCCCGGGACAAGUCGGCCCUCCUGGCCCAAUGGGUCCUCCUGGUUUGCCGGGCUUGAAGGGAGAUGGUGGUGUCAAGGGAGAGAAGGGUCACCCUGGUCUCAUUGGAUUGAUCGGACCUCCGGGCGAACAAGGGGAGAAGGGAGAUCGAGGAUCCCCUGGUCCACAGGGAUCAGUUGGUCCUAAAGGAGACGACGGUAUUUCUGGUGCCACUGGCCCUAUAGGUCCUGCAGGCCCCGCUGGUUUACCGGGUCCUCCUGGUCCUAAGGGUUCGAAAGGUUCUAUGGGUGUGGCUGGACCGAAAGGGCAGCGAGGUGUUCCUGGUCCUCCUGGUGUUCCUGGUCCUCCAGGGGAAGUCAUCCAGCCACUCCCCAUCCAAAGGCGAAAGAAGAGCAAGCGAUCUGUGUCCAUAGAUGGAAGCCAGAUUCUGCCGGAUGAGCAGAUGAUGGAUGAUGAGAUACUCGAUUACGCUGAUGGAAUGGAGGAGAUCUUUGGGUCGCUGAACUCACUGAAGGUGGAAAUUGAGCAGAUGAAGCACCCGAUCGGCACUAAGGAGCACCCAGCCCGCACCUGUAGGGACCUGCAAAUCUGUCACGAGGACUACAAGGACGGUGAAUAUUGGAUUGACCCCAACCAGGGUUGCGCGGCUGACUCCUUCAAGGUUUACUGUAACUUCACUGCGGGAGGAGAGACCUGCAUCUUCCCGGAUAAGAAAUCCUCAGGAGUGAAGAUGUCCUCGUGGAAUAAUGAAUACCCGGGGGCCUGGUUCAGUGAGUUUAAACAAGGAGCACAGUUAUCCUAUGUAGACUCAGACAACAACCCAAUUGGUGUGGUGCAGAUGACCUUCCUGCGAUUACUGAGUGUGGCAGCACGCCAGAACUUCACCUACCACUGUCACCGCUCCGUCGCCUGGUACCACAGAGCAACCGACAGCUAUGACAAGGCAAUGAGGUUCCUGGGGGCCAAUGAUGAGGAGAUGUCCUUUGACAACAACCCAUACAUCAAGGCCAUCAUGGAUGGCUGUGCGCUGAGGAAGGGCAGUGACAAAACAGUCCUGGAGAUCAACACCCCGCAGGUGGAACAGAUGCCUUUUGUGGACGUGCUCUUCACCGAUUUCACUGAACCUCACCAGAAGUUCGGAUUUGAAGUGGGACCUGUUUGCUUCCAGGGCUAAAACUUGCCCAGCUCCCACCAUGACUAGUGUCACUACCACCCUUGCUGACCCCUUCACCCCUGAGAAGGAAUUCCUCGGCAUGCAGCUUACAUGCUCACCUGACAGAAGAUGUGAAGCACAAUUACUUACAUGAAGGAAAACACAAUAUGGGGGGAAAAAAGAUCUCUUGUAUCAUCUACCGUGUUCUCCCCUCCUCCUCCAGCUCCAUUAAGAUCAACUUCCCUCUGGAGGUAGUGGCCUGGUUUGAUGUGGGUGUGAUUAUUUUAUUAAGGAAAGUGGCCAGAAGAUAAAAUUUUCUGUUUUUUUAAUUAAAAAAAAGUUCUCCAUAGAUUGUAAUAUAAAACCACAGCAAAAAGAGAGAGAGACGAUAUUAUUUAAUUCAUUCACCUGCCGUAAAUUUGAACCAAAUAGCAAAUAAAAGAUGAAUUAAGUCUGUGAAGCUUUACUAGUAAAUAUGGUGCUCCAAAAUUGUAUUUACUCUCCUUUUUUUAAAAACGAAAAGGUGCUCAGAGUGUUAUAUGUUUGUAAGUAUUUUUUAUUUCUAAUGUAAAAUAUAUCUAUAAAUUGCUGCUUGUUGUGUUAAUUUUUCUGUAUAGGAAGGUGGCUGAUAUGUUUUCAUCUCUUGCUUCUCUCUUUACUCUGCUUUACCCCUUCCAUUUAUACACACACUCACUGCUGCAUGCUCUCCCUCCAUUCUGAGGUCACCUUCUCUCUCUCUCUUUCUCUCUGUCUGUCUCUCUCUCUCUCCCUCUCUCUCUCUCUCUCCCUCCAUUCACCCCCCCCCCCAACCUCACCCAUCUCUACUUCCCACCAUAGCAUUUUACGCUCCUCGACACAAUAUCCAGUUACAGAUUCCAGACGCCAGCUUUGCACUGCCACUUUGUGCGGUUUCACUUUAUCCUCACAUGUAAUUUUUGUUCUCCCCAAGGUUAACUGUAGUCAUUGUGUGGUAGGGCACUUGUUGUUCUGUACUGUUCCUGUCUGCGUGGACUGAAUCUUUUAAUAGAUUGAAAAAGAAAAUCACCAAUAUUGUACUGCCUGUCACUUUCUUUGUUGGUUUUGAAAAGAAAAAUAUUAACAUUUGAUUUAAAAAAAAACUGCAAAUGAUGGAAAUUAAAUUAAAAACUGAAAAAGCUGGAAACACGUCAGGCAGCAUCUGUGGAGACUGAGACAGAGAAUGUCAAAUACUGUUAUGAUGCAGGUUACAAUUCUGAAACAUUAACCUCUUUUCUCUUUCCAUAGAUGGUGCCUGGCAAAGUUUUUGUUCCUCAACAUUUUCUGAUUUCAUCGGCUCAGAAUGCUGAUUUUGACCCCUGUACAUUUUGGGAUUUUAAUUAUCUUUCCAGACCUGGCACGUAGAUAUAUUAAACAGAGGAUGCUGGAAAUACUCACCAUAUCAGGCAGCUCUGUGAAGAGUGAAACAGAUUCAAUGUUUCAUUAGGAAAGACCGAAACAUCGAAUCUGCUUGUCUCUCCACUGAUGCCACCCAACCUGCAGAGAUCAAACUUCGUUUUAUUUCAGAUUUCCAUCAUCUGCAGUGUUUUCCAUUCCCACUAAAGGUACCAGUUGUGAGCUCUGCAUCGGAAAUUCUUGGGUUCAAGUCCCAUUCCAGGCACUUGAAUGCAUGAUCACUUAUGGAACUGAGGAAGUGCUGUGCUGUGCUCUCAGAUAAGCCAAAUCCAUACAGGCAAUGUUACAGAUCCCCUUAAUAAAUGCCAAUAAGAAUCAGAUCAUGACAUUGUCAUUCAUUGGACCAUGUGCAAAUAAACUGUAUUGCCCCUUUUAACUGGACAACAGUGGCAACACUAUAGUCAUUAACUUGCAUUGGAUGGUCUAUG